Tetrapisispora phaffii CBS 4417 is the source of this 1518-nucleotide messenger RNA. RefSeq names its product Thp3p (gene THP3). The transcript has a single exon. Bases 1 to 1518 code for a protein of 505 amino acids. Gene Ontology annotation, cellular component: nucleus. Lineage: Eukaryota; Fungi; Ascomycota; Saccharomycetes; Saccharomycetales; Saccharomycetaceae. The record is from RefSeq and is a predicted model, not a curated record.
AUGUCGAAUUCUUAUAACUCUGUGGCACCUUUUAAAUUAGGUUCAGCAAGAAGUAGAAAGAAAGACGAUUCGAGCAACAAUAACAAAACAGCAACAGCCAAUAACUUAGAUGACAGUGAAGAUGGCUAUAAUGUUAUCGAUAUUCUACCUUUAUCUAACUCUUCAAAGUCUGCUACAAAUGAAAUAAAUAUGAAGAAUAAAAUCAAUAGUGAUAAUUUAAACAAUAACACUGCUCCAAAUCAAAAUAAUUUUCCAUUUGCUUUUCAACCGCAAAACAUGGGACAAGUGCCUUUUAAUCCCUAUCUUUUACCCAAUAUAAGUAAUAAUAUCCCCGCAAAUCCACAAUUACCUUUCAUUACACCGAAUUUUAUUAGCAAUUUAGUUCCAACGUCGAGUGGAACAAUGAAUGAUAUAGGAUUGAACCAAAAACGUCCAAAACGUACGAAUCAUAAUAUGAACAGCAAUAUCAAAAAUAGAAACUCAAUUGAGUCCAAUAAAAAUAAUGGUUCUAGUAUUAAGGGUUCGAUGGAUUUAUUUAUGAAUGAUACGGAAAGGAGAAGGAAAAGAGCAGAAAAGUUUAAUACACCAACAAAAACAGUGAAUAAAAAAAUUGAUAUAGUGGAUAACUUCAAUGAUUUGAAUGCGAUCAGUUCAAAAUCUGAAAUGUAUGAUAAGAAUAAAAAAAUAGUAGGUUGUUGUCAGACACUUGAAAAAUCAUAUUUGAGGUUAACUUCUGAGCCAGAUCCAAAUCUUGUUCGUCCAUUGACUAUAUUAAAGAAACAUUUUGCAAAUUUAGAAAAACUUAAUAAGAAAGGAACAACCACUUAUAAAUAUCUUUGUGACCAAUUGAAGGCAAUCAGACAAGAUUUAAGAGUACAGAUGAUUGAAAAUCAAUUUACCGUUAAAAUAUAUCAAGAACAUGCCCGUAUAGCGUUAGAAAAUGGUGAUAUAGGAGAGUUCAAUCAAUGUCUAAGUAGAUUAUACACGUUAUUUGAGAAACCGAACAUCAAAACAUCUUGCAUAGAAGAAUUCACCACCUAUAGAAUCCUUUAUUAUAUUUUAACUGAAAAUUACGCUCAAAUUACAGCAUUAAAACUGGACUUGCUCAAAAAUAAACUAGCGGUUCAUAAUAACUUUGUUGUUCAAAUAGCAUUUUUAAUGGCAGAAGCUCAUAUUGUAAAUAAUUAUAAUGAAUUCAUGGAGUUGGCUGCUUUACUAGAUGGUAGAGCGCAGAGUUUGAUUAAUAUUUUUAUUGAUAAAACGAGAAUGAAGGCAUUAUUGUCUAUAUGCAAAGCUUAUAACCAAAUCAGUAUCGAUUUUCUAAUAAAAGAAUUGAGAUUCAGUAAUUAUGAAGAUAUUGAACGGUUUUUCACGAAAAAUAAACUAUCACAACAUAUUGUUGUUAGAAAUGAAGGACAAGAGAAUGAAUUUAGAUAUCUUGAAUCUAAAAACUGCAGGGCAUAUUUGGCACAAUUUUAUUCCUCAUUUCGCAAAAUUGAAAUUAAAGGUCAGAAAUAA